This is a messenger RNA of Cutaneotrichosporon oleaginosum, 1845 nucleotides long. RefSeq lists its product as uncharacterized. Gene Ontology annotation, molecular function: alpha-1,2-mannosyltransferase activity. Gene Ontology annotation, biological process: mannan biosynthetic process. The record is from RefSeq and is a predicted model, not a curated record. NCBI's taxonomy places the organism in Eukaryota, Fungi, Basidiomycota, Tremellomycetes, Trichosporonales, Trichosporonaceae. Gene Ontology annotation, cellular component: Golgi apparatus.
CUCUCUUUCGACAGCUUGGAUCCUCGUACUCUUUCUUUUCUCUCUCUCUCUCGCUCUCUCUCUCUCACAUCUCCACACCGCCAUCAUGUCGACCGCCUACAGCCCCGUCAACGCCGGGCGCUCAGGCGGUGUCGCCAGCGGAAUCCGCAUGCGCGUCCGCCCCCUCCACCUCAUCCUCAUGGCCGGCAUUGCCCUCAUCAUCGGCCUCCCUCUGUUGGCAGGCAGCGAGCGCCGCGACAACCUCCGCGCAUACAUUGCCAAGACGGCCCUCGGCGGCUCCACUCUCGUCCACCCCUCCAUGGCGACCCACGUCGCCCCGCCCUCCGGCGGCAUCCCUGACGCCGACGGCGUCCCACUAACACUCGAGGCCCGCCUCAUCAACCUCGUCAACAGGCCCGCCCUCGACCACUGGGAGGCCGAGCUGCCCAACCGCUACGCAUGCCCCAUGUUCACGUUUGCGCGCGUCACCUACUUUUUCCACGAGGGCAAGGACCCAUACUGGCACGGCAUCACCAAGGACCAGGUCCGCUCCUAUCGCCAGAAGAUGGUCGACUACUUCCGCGAGCUCGACCGCAAGAACGUGCCCCUCGUGUGGGACCGCAGCAUGGAAAACAGUACCCCGCGCAACAUGCGCCGUGGUAUCAUCUACACUGGUUCCGGCGUCGGCAAGGACCUCGCGCGCAUGACUGUCAGCCUCCACUUCCUGCGCAACGUCGUCAAAAGCAAGCUGCCUGUCGAGAUCUACCACUACCCAGGAGAGUUUGACAACUCGACGGCUCGCGAGGAGCUUACCCGCAAGUACAAUGUCGACAUCCGUGAGGUGUCGGUCCGCAAGACGGAUGGCAAGACGUGGUUGAUCAAGAACACGGCGUUUAUCGAGUCAAAGUUUACGCAGUUUGUGUACAUGGACAGCGACAACUACCCCCUGGCCGACCCCGAAGAGCUCUUCGAGUCGGUCGAGUUUAAGCAGUCCGGCUCGGUCUUCUGGGCCGACCUGAACAAGGACCACCCGGACAAUGCCAUCUGGCGCAUCCUCGGACGUACCUGCAGCGACGAGCAGUGGCCCGCCGAGUCUGGCCAGGUGGUGUUUGACAAGAGCGGGAACAACGGCCUCAACUUGGCCGUGCUCCACCUCUCCAACCACAUGAUGGACAACAACGAGAUGUACGGGAACCUGGGGUACGGCGACAAAGACACAUAUCGCUACGCCUUCUACGCCCUCGGCCUCAACUACCAACAAGCGCCGCGCCUGCUGGCCUCGGUGGGCGGGUAUCAGCGGCAGGACGGCACGUCCUCGCCCGACUACUUCUGCGGCCACUCGAUGAUCCAGUGGGGCCUCACGCCGCCCCGCGAGCGCCAUAAUCCCGAGUACCACCCGAAGCCGGCGUUCCUGCACACGAUCCUCCUCAAGCACCGGUACGGGCUGCAGCCGUCGCGGCUGUUCAGCCACACGAAGCGGCCGCGCGCCGACUUCAUCCUCGACCCGCGGCUCGUGCGCACGCUGUACGAGUUCACGGGCGACUGCUUUGCCAUCACGCUCAAGGGGCCGGACGGCCUGCCGGGCGAGCCGAAUAGCGUGCUUGACGGGCAGGGCGUGAUUGUCGAGACGACAGAGGAGGUGCUGAGCCGCAACCCCGGCGUGUGGAAGGAGCUCGACGGCGUCGCGGCCUUCUUGGCAGGCCUCAAUAUCCCGGGCACGUAGGCGGCGUGGGCCAGCGAUGGCGAGCGAUGGCGGGCGAUGGCGGGCGAUGGCGGGCGACAUGUGAUACAUGGGCAUGUGGCUGCUGUAUACCCUGGCGUACUAGAUUUGUCUGUAGGGAGAAAGGAUGCUGCUUUGCUUUGCUG